CUAGAAGAACAUUAAAACGGAAUAAGGCGCAUGAAGGAAUUGCCAAUAACAUUUGCAUUCAAAUUUCUUUUUCUGUGGGGCUGCGCGUGGAAUAAUUUUUGCAACUUAAUUUGAAGAAAUUAAAUUUAAAUUCAUCGGUUUUAGAUAUCACCCCAUAACGAAAAAAUUGCUAAAGUGAUAAUCGAAAAAAAAAAUUGAAAACAAUUUAAACGCCACCUGAUUUUUUGUUAACCUUAGCAAAAAAAGAAACACUCAAAUACAGAUGAUUUACAACGGACGUGACGUUUCCUUUGUUCCGUAAAACCACAGUUGAGAAGCCUACUUUUAGGCGCGCGCGCGUUUUAUUUGGAGAGAAGUAAAUAGCCACCUCUCACAGAGAUGUUAUAACGGCCAGUGGAUUUUGUUUGCUGUAUAAAGUGUGGCAUAUUUUCAGGCUUAUAUAGAACAUGAAGCAUUCAUCUGAAGCAGUUUUUUUGAAACGUGAUCGUGUUUAAAUACCAGAAUCAAAAAUAACAAAAGCAUUUAAGUUAUAUAAUCCUGUUGAAAAUAAAAACAAAACCUUGUAAAUGUUUGUAUCUAUGGAUUUUUUAAAAAAUAUGAAAAGUGCCCAUGCUUCGGUAUAAAACACGAAAUAGUCCGUCGCAAAAGACGUCCCUACGCUGGGGCGAUAGUUGUGGCCAUUAAACCAAAGAAAACGAAUUAACAACCAACUACAAAAAAAUUGCAGCCUAUUUUUCGUAGACUUUACAAGAGAGAAACUAAAAAAACUAAGGCCACACUAAAAUAUAUUCCUAUUUUAACAAAAAACAUACUUAACUAAUUCACUGAAUUUUUUUUGUGUAUAAAACUCGAAAUUUUAAAAAUCCAUUAACAAAGAAUAAAACCAAAAAAUAGUUACCUGUAAUGUGCUGUGUAUUUUGUUUUUGUUUAUCAUAAAAAAUAAAACAACCUAAGCUAUAAUGUUGCAUAAUUUUAAGCAAAAUCCUAUUUUGGGUUCGUUCGAUUCACUCUAAACCAAAAAGCAAGAAUAUUUUCUAAUUUGUGCGUUAUUAAGUGAUUAUUGUGGUAUCCACCACCAAACCACAUACACAGUUAACAGCGGGAGGAGUAAUAUCAAGAAUCUCCCUCUUUUUCUCUGGGCAAAACGAAAAAAAUUCUUCAUGUAAAAAACUAACAAAAAAAGAACUCCGAAAACGAACGAACGAACAAAUCUCUAAAUUAAGAGUGACAUCAACAACAAAAAGUAUUACACUAAAAUCUCCCAAACGAGCCGAAGCAAAACACAAGGGAGCCAAGUGAAAGCCAUCGCUGUAAACAAAUCGAAAAUUAAUAAUUUACUAAUUAGAGUAGUAAAACUACUUAAGAAGAACAAAUGAGCCAUCAAUCGAUUCGAGCGUCGUCAUCAUCAUCAGCGUCAUAAAUAUUGGAGAGGGAGAUAGAGGAAAAACAAACUAGGCGCUUAGUUUAAUUGAUAGCAGCGAGACAGCACCAGCCACCGUCACCCAGCUGUCCAACCAACGAACCAUCCAUUCAGCCAUCCAUCCACAUAUCGAAAUAAAGAUUACAUCUCUCGGACAAAUAAAUCACCUUCCGUUCCUGUAAGUGGGCAAAGCGUGUGACGUCUGAGAUCGUUGGAUAUUUUGUUGGGUCAAUCGCUUCCAUUGAAUAUUGAUUGAAUUUUAUUGCGUGUCACACACAUCCACCUCAUCAUCAUCUGCAGCGGCAACAGCAGCAGCAACGAAGCGAGUGACGUUUUGAUUGGCAAAGAUGAUUAAUAUCGCCGGUGUUGUGAGCAUUGUGCUCUUUUAUUUGCUCAUCUUAUUUGUGGGCAUUUGGGCCGGACGUAAAAAGGAAGCCGGUAAUGAUUCCGAAGAGGAGGUGAUGUUGGCUGGUCGUUCCAUUGGCCUGUUCGUUGGCAUCUUCACUAUGACCGCAACAUGGGUUGGUGGCGGUUACAUCAAUGGUACGGCUGAAGCUAUUUACACAUCAGGUCUGGUAUGGUGUCAGGCACCAUUUGGUUAUGCCUUGAGUUUGGUCUUUGGUGGCAUUUUCUUUGCCAAUCCAAUGCGAAAGCAGGGCUACAUCACAAUGUUGGAUCCGCUGCAAGAUUCGUUUGGUGAGCGAAUGGGUGGUUUACUGUUUCUGCCCGCCUUGUGUGGUGAGGUGUUUUGGGCUGCCGGCAUUUUAGCAGCUUUGGGUGCAACUCUCUCGGUUAUCAUUGAUAUGGAUCAUCGAACUUCUGUUAUAUUAUCCUCAUGUAUUGCCAUAUUUUACACGCUCUUUGGUGGUCUAUAUUCGGUGGCCUAUACCGAUGUAAUACAAUUGUUUUGUAUUUUUAUUGGCCUCUGGAUGUGCAUCCCGUUCGCUUGGGCCAAUGAUCAUGUGAAGAGUCUAUCAUCGAUGGAUGUCGAUUGGAUUGGUCAUGUGGCACCGGAGCAGAGGUGGUUUUAUAUAGACUAUGGGUUGCUGCUGAUAUUUGGAGGUAUACCGUGGCAGGUAUAUUUCCAACGUGUUUUGUCCAGUAAAACCGCUGGACGUGCCCAAGUUUUAUCCUAUGUUGCCGCAGCUGGUUGUAUUUUAAUGGCUAUCCCACCGGUACUGAUUGGCGCUAUUGCCAAAGCAACUCCUUGGAAUGAGACAGACUACACUGGACCAUAUCCUCUAACGGUGCAGGAAACUAGUAUGAUUUUACCAAUGGUUUUGCAGUACCUUACUCCAGAUUUUGUAUCGUUCUUUGGGCUGGGUGCUGUGUCGGCGGCGGUUAUGUCUUCGGCCGAUUCUUCCGUUUUGUCGGCAGCCUCAAUGUUUGCGCGCAAUGUUUACAAACUGAUAUUCCGACAGAAAGCUUCCGAAAUGGAAAUAAUAUGGGUUAUGCGUGGCGGUAUUAUUGUUGUGGGUAUUAUGGCGACUAUUAUGGCCCUGACAAUACCCUCGAUUUAUGGUCUAUGGUCCAUGUGUUCCGAUCUGGUGUACGUGAUUCUAUUCCCCCAACUGCUGAUGGUGGUACAUUUCAAGAAACACUGCAACACCUAUGGCAGCCUUGCUGCCUAUCUGAUUGCUUUAUUCAUCCGUUUAUCGGGUGGCGAAUCUUUACUCGGUCUGCCAGCCCUCAUCCAUUAUCCGGGCUAUGAUGCAGAGAAUGAAACACAGCUGUUCCCCUUCCGCACAAUGGCCAUGUUAGUUAGUUUAGUGACAUUGGUUGUAGUUUCGUGGUGGACAAAGAUGAUGUUUGAAUCCGGUAAACUGCCGCCAAGUUAUGACGUUUUCCGUUGUGUGGUCAAUAUACCUGAAGAUGUACAAAGAGUGGGAGAACCAGCCGAAUGUGGAGAACAGCUCUCCGUGAUGGCUGGUCCAUUGGGACGAUCGUAUGGUGCCGCCACAAUGGCUGGCAAAGAUGAGCGAAACGGUCGCAUAAAUCCCGCCCUGGAAACGGACGAUGAUCUUCCCGUGGCCGAAGCACGGCGUUUAAAUCAACAAACGGCACAAGAACAGGUACAAAAAAUGAUUAGCUCCGCCACUGGUCAGAAUCGACGAGAUUCCAGUAGUAGUGGAGGAGGUGGAGGCGGUGGCGGCGGUGGUGGCUUUGGUGGAGGUAUGGCAAUGCCAACUGCUGAUCAAGACAAUACUGCCUUUUAAAACCCCAAAAAAUAAAGAAAAAACAAAGCAAAAUCAAGAACUAAAAUUAAAGAAAACGAAAAACAAGCAAAUCAUUCACAAAUUUAGGACACCGACAAACAAACAAGAAAGGCACACAACCAAGGUGUUGAGGAGAUGAAAACAAAAACGAAUUAGAACAUUUAGAGAAAAAACAAAAAACGAUUAGAAACGCUCACCAAAAAAAUAAAUUAGGAUACAAUUAAAGAAACAUAUAAAACCAAAAAUAAUACACCCGAAGAAAAAUCUUAGUUGAAGCAGCAGUCCACACAUUGGCCACAAGCAAUCGAAAUACCCACACAAAUCUAGAUUGGCAAUAUUAGCUGUGGUAUAUUAGAGUUGCCAAUAAUAAAAUUUAAACAUACAUACAACCAUACAAGAAAGACUAAAGAAAUACAACAAAUGUACAUACGAACAAAUAUUCCACAAAACAUACAACAACAAUGAAACUGAUAUAAAUCGUUAAGCAAUUAAUCCCCCCCCCCCUCACCCUUUCUAACUUGAUGUUUAAGACCCCUCUCCCUAGUUCUUGUUCCAAUCAUGUUAUAUUUUAACUAUUUAUCCUAUACCACCUUUAUUAAGAUAUUACGGCUUGUUUUUUGUUAAUUUAGUUUAAUAAUUUUCUAGGAAAGAACAAACAUAGGAAAUUAUUGUUAAGCGAAGAGAAGAGGAAGAAAAACCAAAGAAAUAUUUAUUAGCAAUGUUAGAUGAUGAAGAAAAACAAAAUAAAUGGCUUAUAAGAGAAUUGUUAAAUACUGUCUGUAAGUGCUCAGGUAUUCCACAAGAUAAUGUUUGUUAAUUAUAUACUUAAAUUGAAUAUCUUAUAUCGAAAAUUUACUAUGAAUUAAUUUAUGUUGCAAUUAUUGCAAUGAAAAAACAAAAAGUAUUUCACUAACU
Molecule: messenger RNA, 4551 nt
Organism: Musca domestica (house fly)
Lineage: Eukaryota; Metazoa; Arthropoda; Insecta; Diptera; Muscidae
Gene: ChT
Product: high-affinity choline transporter 1
Exons: 9
Coding region: 1768-3636 (622 amino acids)
Biological process (GO): acetylcholine biosynthetic process; transmembrane transport; choline transport
Cellular component (GO): plasma membrane
Molecular function (GO): choline:sodium symporter activity
Source: RefSeq, a predicted model, not a curated record